Messenger RNA from Eutrema salsugineum, 1227 nucleotides. RefSeq lists its product as uncharacterized. The record is from RefSeq and is a predicted model, not a curated record. The transcript has a single exon. Gene Ontology annotation, biological process: photosystem I assembly; response to photooxidative stress. Gene Ontology annotation, cellular component: chloroplast thylakoid membrane. The coding region runs from base 1 to 1227 and encodes 408 amino acids. NCBI's taxonomy places the organism in Eukaryota, Viridiplantae, Streptophyta, Magnoliopsida, Brassicales, Brassicaceae.
AUGGCGGCAGAGGUUCUCAGCUUCAGGGACGAUAGUAGCCAAGAGGAUUGGCAUGACUUCGAGGUUCUGGGCCGAGGAGACGAGCCCAAGAUUCUGAUCAAGAAGACGAGUAUGCAAUCCGAAUCCGAGAGACAAAUCUCGGUUGAUCCGAAAUCGCUAUUGUCAAGAUCAAACUCGAGCUUCGACAUGAUAAUCUCACGUCCGAGAGACAUCAACGACGACAUGGUAUUGUCCCCUCAGCCGUUGGAUCAUCAAAUGACGAAGACCAAGUUUAUGAGCUGUAGCCUCCCAAACUCAGCAGCCACGUCACCAAGACAUAGCUCUUCGAGUCGUAAUUGGAAAGACAGAACCACGGAGCAAGUUCUUGACCUAAUGCUCGUUCAAGACGCUGCCGCUGCGUUUCGAAGAAGCAAAUCUUGCGGCGAAGGACGUGCUUUCACGCCUUCUCUCGAUUUCGACAUGCUAUUGCACAAAUCAAGUCAAACACAUCAUCAUAAUCAUAAUCAUCAUCAUCAUCAUCAUCAUCAUCAUCAGCAUGGAUUCUCUUCUUCUUCAAACGCCAAGAGUCUAUCUAACAAGAGUAGUGGAAACAACUCUUUCUUCUCAAAAACAGAGUCUAGCAAAAGCAACAGAAGCAAUAUCAAUACAGCGAACUCGAAAAGCAUAAGUUCAUUCGAAGACGGAUUCAAAUGCAGCGCCUUGUGUCUAUACUUACCAGGUUUCGGCAAAGGAAAACCAGUGAGAUCAUCUCGCAAAGGAGAUUCCUCGUUCACUAGAACCACGACAAUGACUUCUACACAAUCUAUGGCAAGAACCGUUUCCAUUAGAGACACUACGGUGCUCUCGGCUCGAGCGUCGCUAGAGCGGUUCGAGUGUGGUUCUUGGACCUCCUCGGCUAUGAUUUACGACGACAAUGCGGAUCUUGGUGGUCAUUUUUUCGAUUUGCCAUCGGAAUUGAUCAAAGGUGGUCAAGGAGGGAACGAUCAAGAUGAUCCUGUUUCAGCUGCUUUCGUGUUCGACAAGGAACCUAAUUUGGAGAAAGAAAUCAAAGGGGUUUUGAAGACUUCUGGUUCGAAAUCAAGAAGAUCUAUGGAGUCGCCACGUCACGUUCGGUUCUCAACUUCGUCGCCGGUUUCUUAUCCGACGUCUCCGACUCAUUCAAUCACGCCGCGUUUGUUACAAGCCACCGAAGAUUUCAGUAGUUUCUUGGAAGCUCAAGCCGUGUGA